UUAAGGUCAGCGAUGUCAGGAUGCGGGGAAUGAAAAUGGCGGAGCUACAUUUCGAGGCUCCACUUGCAAAAUUUGAAAAUGAGGAACUUGCAGAGUAUAGUGAUUUUCAAGGUGUAAGUGAAACAAGUAGCCUUUUGAACACGGACAUGUCAUCUGCUCAUGAAAAAAGUGAACAUUCAGAAAACUUCGCGGAAACAGUGUCUGAAUCAUUGGAAGAUUUGGUGAAUACAUUUGAUGAAAAAAUAACAAAAUGUUUCUGCAAUUUCGAGGAAAAAGUAGAUCAUAUAGCUCCAGUUCAAGUCAGAACACAAGAGGAAGUAGUAAAAGAUUGCCAAAUGUGGUGGACACUUACAGGGAAUUAUGGGAACAUUUUACCAAUAGAUUGGUCAAAAUCUUACGUCAAACAGAUGAAAGAAAAGGUUUUACAUUUAGAAGAAGGAAAAGCUAGUGAACCAAUGAAUUUAGAUUUGUCAGAUGAUGAUGAUGUAGCGCAGGCAUUAGAUAUGCACAGUCUCAUAGUAUCUAGUCUACAGCAUCCAGAAACAGAAGAUUAUGUAGCCACUGCUGAAGAGGUUAUAAGUGAAAUAGAAUCUAUGAUGCAGGAUGGACCUUUAAAUGGAGAUGAAACAGUAGAUCCCACCACCUUGAAUGUAGUCCCAGUAGAGCCGGACAGGGAUCCAGUCCCUGUUCUUCCCUCUUAUACAGAAUCAGAAUUAAAAGAAAUGUCUUGUUCAGCUUUAAAUGAAGUUUUAGCAGAAUAUGAAAUUGUGAUCAAAGAACUUUCAGAAAUACUGAUUCGUGAAUUAGCCUUAAGAGAUGAACUAGAAUAUGAUAAAGAAUUGAAAAAUCAGUUUAUUUCUCUGCUGCUGACAAUCCAGAAAAAACGUAGAGAUAAUAACGUGGAUAAAAAGAAGAAGAAAACUAAAACCACCAGUGUGAAUAAUAACCCAGAUAAUCCUGUCAGUACAUUCUUGACAACAGUAAUACCAUACCAUUCAUUUGGAGGACCACCAACAUCAGAACAGUUACAGAUUUACAUUAAGAUUCUGAAAGCUAUAAAUGCAGACAGUCCUACAGUACCUACAUUGUUAACAGAUUAUAUACUUAAAGUUUUGUGUCCCACAUAGGAAAAUUGUUACCAAAGAUAUUACAGUUCCAUAGCACAUGCAAAAUGGUUUUAUUAUUUAGUCGUGUGAAUGUCUGUUAGCAGUAUUUUAUUUGUAUAGUUUGAAGGCAGCGCUUGAAUAAUUUGUGAGAUACAUCUUGUCUUAGUUCAUUAUCCAUGAUAAAUCAAAAUAUGUUUUUCAUUCUGUAAACCAACAAGAUAUGAUAAUCUUUUUUGGAAGACAUUUGUUGAAUAAGAUUACCAUAUUUUGAUUGGUGAUGAAUUACUAAUUUUAUUAGCAUUCGAAAUAUGAAUCUGUUGAACAAGUAGUUAAAAAAAGGUCAUCCAUUAUGUUUUAUUCUACAGGAGUAUAAUUUCUUUUUGUGCUUAAGUUUUCUUUAUUAUUUGUUAAAUUGGUUUACUUUGAGCGUAAAGUUUUUCAAGCAUACCAAUUUUCAUUGUUUCAGGAAUAUCAGGAGGACAAAUAGUUAUAAUUCUAAAAUCUCUAUUUCAAUGGGAACAGUUGAUUAUUGAAAAAAAAGUCUUUUAAAUGUGAAAUAUGACAUUGUGAAUGUAUCUUUGAAAAUUCUGAUUGCUAUAUUUGAAUUGAUAGUAAUAUUCAUGAAAUCCAUGAAAACUAGUGUCUCAUCAUCUGUAUAUUUAAACAUAUUUUCUUCUAUAUAAAUCAAAAAUAAUUUUUACUGUGAUAUUGUUUUGUUUUAUAGAAUUUUUUUUUAUUCCCACUUAAUUUUUUAUGGUUUUAUUAAUGAUAUAGGUCUGUCAUUUAUUCUCUAAUUUUAGCAAAGAAAGACAUUUUGAUAAAGUGAAAAUUUGUACUGAUUUGGAUUUAGGUUGAACACUGACAUUUUAUAUUAAGUGACCAAAAUAAUUAUUCUUUGAGGAGCAUGUUACCAUCAAUAGUAGCAAUGUGAUGAUACAUCAAGCAUGUGCUUUUAAAAGGUAGUUAAAGACAUCUGUCCUGUGAUGUAAAUUUAGAAUCCUUGACAGUGAAUUUGUGAAUGGGCCUGCCAGCAUGAUUUAUUUCAAAAUAUGUUUUCUGCAUCACACAUUUAAUUUACUAUCUUAUUAUGAUUGUAAGUCAUAUAAAAAAGCUGCUAUUAAGUUGGAUAUUUUUAAUGAACAAAUAAUUGACGCUGUGAUAUUUAAAAAAAAAAGUUUGAUAUCUUUAUAGAAUGUUACCCAACAGGAAUAUUUCAAAUAUCACUUGAUAGUUAUAGAUAUAAAUAUUAUUUGGUGUGAAUUUAAAUUCAUUUGUUAUCAAACAAAAUAAAUAAAUGCAAUUUUUACUUCAGACAAGAAGAGAAGUUUUGGGGUAAAUGUUAUUUGAAAAUACAAGCAGAGAAGCUUCAAAUUGUUUUUAUAUCUGAUGUCAAAUAAAUUAAGUUACAAUUCUGUUAACUUUUAAUUUACUUACAAGUCAGCUUACUGUAUAUUUACACAAGUCUAUUUAAUAUAUAUUUUACACGAGGUAAAAUCCCACCGAGAUUUCUAAAAAUCAAAUAUUCAGAAUUUCUGAAUUUGUCCCUUUUCUACCAGUAUCAAAUAUACACUGAAUUAUUAGGCUUUAGAUACUUAUGAUUUACAUUUGUUUAUUAUCUCUUUAUUAUGACCUAUAAUGUACAGUAAAUUAAAAAAAUUCAUAUGAUGUUAAUAUUAAUAACAUAAAUAUGACAUGAUGAUCAUUGCUAUAAUUAAAACUAGCUUCAUAAUUUUUGCUUGAAAUAUUGAGCAACAUGUACCAGAUUAUACUGUUUCACAUUAUUGUGGAUGAUUUUUCAGGAAAUUCAAUUGCAAUUUACUUAUGGAUUUUAUGAUCUGGUGCAUAUAUGUACAUAAAAUGAUUCAUGAUAAUUAUUUUCAUUUCUAUAAUUUCGUUGAAUGAACAAUGAAAAUAACAUUUAUUUUAGUAUCAUGGUUUACAUUGAUUUUUUUUUUUAUUUUUAUGCCUGAAGGAGAUGAAAGUAGUGAUUUUGAUAACCAAGAAAAUUUGCCUGCUUUUUUGUCAUAGAAUGUAUCUGGCAAGUAAAAUUUUUUAAAUAUACUUUUCAAUUUUUUAACUAGAAAUUUAAUAUAAUUAGAUAAGAAGACAAAUAGUUGUAGUACACUGUGCUGAUGUAUACAUAUUUCUUAGCUUUGUAUGUGAUAAUAGUUUUUGUUUUGUACAGAUGGAAGUGUUUAUAAUCUCAUGAGAAAUCUCUCAUAAAGUUUAUCAUUGUUAAUGUUUACUCACUCAUGCCAGUAAGCUGAAACCAUUGGUUGUUAGCUUUAUUAAUGUGUAUAUAUAUGGGCAAUGUGCAAAUAUGACUUACAUAGUGUAAUAUUUACUGUAUAUUUUGUCUUGUUUUAAGAAGUAUUAUAUAUCUUUUUAUGUAUUUGUGAGUGUCUAUUUGCUUUACUAUGUCUGAAGUGAUCUUGUGAACUCACUCCAAUCAUAAAUUUCAAGUAUUCUUAAUUUCUAAACCUACUACCAUGGUUGAAAUACCAAUCCAGUAAUCAAGUUUAAAGGUCAUUAAUUUACAUUAUUGUAUAGAUUAUUUAAAGUUUCUGUACCAUCUUGCCUCUAAAUCUGGUCACAGAUCUGUUUGGCAUAUGACAACAAUUAAGCGUACAAUCUAUCCUAAAGUUAGUUGGGGAACGAAACCAUUCAACUUAAAUAUGCAGGUUUUAAAUGUUUUCUAAUGGUUUAAGACCAAUACUAUUUUAAUCAAAGAUAUAUGGAAUAUGUUUUAAAAUCUUAAAAUAUGGACAUUUUAUUUUAUUUAUUACACAAGUUACAAUUAUAGAAUAAAAAUAGACUAUUGCAAAAGUCUGUUGUGCUUUUUUUUAAAAGUUGGAAAAAAAAAUUCUAAAUGAGAAGUUACAUUGUAGCAGUAAUGUCUGCCUGAGUUUGAUGACUUUCAUAGCUGGAAAGGAACAUUACACAUAGAAUUCAAUAACUGUAAAUACCAUUAUAUAUCUGUUGUGUUUUUGUAAGGAAAGUUUUUAUCAAUUAAUCCAGUCACAGCCUUCAAAAUCUAUUUCAACAAUGUUACAAUAAUAUUAGGUUUAAUUUAUGAUUCCUAUUAUAUGAAUAUAAGUACUCUAGUUUAUAUUUAUCCAAGAAAUUACAGUAUUAAAAGAUUGAUACUUGAAUGGAGAGAAAUCUGCUGUUAUUUAUGAUCUUCAGUAUGAAAUUCAUGGCUUGAACACCCAAAUUCUGUGCAUUUGGUAGACUCAAACAAGUUCAAAAGGUUCUUCAACAAUUUUUGCAUACUUUUGAGCUUUAAUAUCUCAAACAGUCUGAUAUGAAUUAAAAAAAUAAUGUUGACUCGGAAGUUUUAGCUACUCGAUAUUAUAUUUAAGAAAUAUUACAUAGAUAUUCUGGUAAAGUAUGGAUACAGUUAAUCUUGGACAAAUAAUAUAAUUAUUAAAUCAUAAUAUUAUUCUUAUAUAAUAAUCUGUUACAAAGGUGAUAUACAGUUAUAUAGUUACUAGUCUACUGCUACUACAUUUACAGUGUAUUUACUGGCUAUUUGGAAUAGCCUGUAAAUAAGUGUUCUAUUAUACAGAAAGUAAUGGAAAAUGUUUGCUUCCAGUUAAAAGUUCAUACCCAGUAAAUAAAUCUUUUUCAGACAAUUUAGUCAAAAUAGUAAAUUUAUUUGUCUAUAACUUUAUAAAGAAAAUACAUACUGAGGUGUAACUAUAUCCAGUAAGUUUGAAGAUUUGUUUGCCAAGUAUGUUGAUAGAAAAUUUGCAGCUGUAGCAAUGCCCGUUAGUAUUUCAAAGCCUUGUACUUAACACAGGAAAAAUGAGCAAGCAAACUAAACACAUAUUGGUUAACUAUACUAUGAGUAGCUCUAAAUGUUCAACAGAACUUUUGUUUCCUAUAUAGUGUGAAAAAAAUAAGCAAUACUCUGUUUAAGUGUAUGUGAAUGUAAAAUAACAAAAUAUGACACUAUUCAUCGUCAUAUGGACAAACUGGUAUAACUAGACUGUAUAUCAAUUUGUAGGGUAUGAAACAUUUAUAUUUAGUAUGUUAACAUAAACUUCUGCAACUUAUAUUGAUGUCCUAUUUGUGUUUUGUGAUUAACAGUAAUAUUAAAAUGCUGAAUGAAA
This is a messenger RNA of Mytilus californianus (California mussel), 5221 nucleotides long. Its product is annotated as fasciculation and elongation protein zeta-2-like. The coding region runs from base 21 to 1127 and encodes 368 amino acids. Gene Ontology annotation, cellular component: axon; cytoplasm. The record is from RefSeq and is a predicted model, not a curated record. The transcript is spliced from 8 exons. NCBI's taxonomy places the organism in Eukaryota, Metazoa, Mollusca, Bivalvia, Mytilida, Mytilidae.